AUGGGCAGUGAAGAUAGGUGGCAAGGCAUUGCUCUAGCUCCAGUAAAUACAGACAGAGAAGAGGAGAAAUGGAGGAGCUUCAACAACUCAGUGAAUGCAGUUUCUUUAGGUUUUGUAGCAACUGCUAUUCUCAUCUCAAUGUUUCUUGUGAUGGCUAUUUUUGAGAGAUUUUUCAAACCCAGAUCAUCACAGCUGUCCACUUCAGCUCGCAGUACUACAACUACUACUCAUUUGGAUCUUCAGCCACAGAUUACCUACAAUGAUUCCAAGCUUGAUCACCACCACUCUCACAAAGUAAGCUUUUCUUUCCCUUCAAUUGUUAUUACUGCACAGAUGUGA
Molecule: messenger RNA, 339 nt
Organism: Pyrus x bretschneideri (Chinese white pear)
Lineage: Eukaryota; Viridiplantae; Streptophyta; Magnoliopsida; Rosales; Rosaceae
Exons: 1
Coding region: 1-339 (112 amino acids)
Source: RefSeq, a predicted model, not a curated record